Messenger RNA from Pocillopora verrucosa, 2399 nucleotides. RefSeq lists its product as uncharacterized. The record is from RefSeq and is a predicted model, not a curated record. NCBI's taxonomy places the organism in Eukaryota, Metazoa, Cnidaria, Anthozoa, Scleractinia, Pocilloporidae.
CAGCAUCUCUCUGUUGCUUCCUGAGUGUUAAUGAUAUUUACUUACAAAACUUAUCAGCGAAAUGAUAUCACGCCAUCACGCCAACUAAAACGGUUCAUGGGAAAAGAAACCCAGAUCUCUGCGUUACCCUUGCUGUUAACGUUUAAAUUAUCAUCAAUUAUUCAAUUCUCUCCCUGGAUUUACUAAGUUUUACCACCAAAGGUCGUCAUGUGUGAAGUUAUUGAUCAGUAUAAGACACACGUUCUGGGCAGGUGAUGCGCUUAGCCAGGAAAGGAUUACGGAAACAUUUCCAGCUCUGCUCACAAUGAAGGAAAUAUCGAUGAAGAAGUCAGACAAAAGCCUCCUACCAUUACGAGGCAAAAUAUCUCCUCCAACGAUUUUAAACUGCGACAACCAUGCCAAUGAACAACCAUACCUCGAUAAGGAAACCGCUAAUGAUAUUUCCAAAAGAGAAAGGAUGUUUUCUGUAUCUUCCAGGAGUGCCUGUAGUUCCAAACAUGACUCUAGUUUGUCUGAAGUGAGAUCCAUGACUCCUCCAUUUACACCACCGACGAACAAUACAAAUGGGGAUCAAGGGUUCCUUGUAAGACGACCUUCGGAACAUUUUCUUGAAGUGCUAGGAGAACAUAAAUCGAGGGAAACACUGCCUAAGGUAUUGUCAGCCUCGUGUCUUCCUCCAUUGCGAAAUGCGUCUCAAGGAGAAGACACUAUCAAGAAGAAUCUUAAAGAUCUGAAGGGAACUAAUGGUGUAAUGAAUAAUAAUUACGAUGGAACCUUUUCCCGUCCAGUUGCACCUGAUAACAACACAUUGCUUCUUGGACCUGGAGGUAGGAGAAGGAUGUCAACACCAAUUGGCGUUGAGAAAAAACAUCUUCGCAAAACGAAUUCUUUGCCUUUAAUCAAAACUGGCUUUGCACUUACAACGGGAACAGACUGUAUAAACGAUUCCGCCUUCCACAAGCACACAAAGUCCGCGUUCACAAGCCAGGAAAACAAAAUAGACGAAUGCGUCGACCACAUUCAAAAUGUAAAGAUCGAUGAGUAUUUAGACGAAGAAUUGUGCGACGAAGACGGAAUGAUCGAUCAGAACGAUGAUGAGGAGACAUUCGAAAAAUUCUCAAUGAUAUGCCAUUGGCUGAAAGACUGCGAAAAAGCUAAAAUCACUUAGCAGCUGGAUUCAAACAGACAUCCAGGAAAUGUCUCUGUAAAUAUUCGCUUUGGUAGUCUUUGCAGACCUUGCAUGCAUGUUGCGCGCAAGUUAUCAGCUCUCUGUUUGACUUUAUUGAUCAUUUAUCAAACCAGCUGUUGUUCCUGGGACGAAAAGCUUUUAACCGGUACUUGGUUCUUUUGAUACAUACUGAUGAUAAAAAGUCUGCUGGAGGAAAGCCAACCUUAUAAGCUGCGAAUUGUUUGGUUUAGUUGAACUUUAAAACUGGCUACAACACUAUUUGGAUUGUUCGUUUAAAUCGAAAACUUAAGAAAUUAUCUGAAUUUUUUGGUUGAUUAACAAACAAGACGAAAAACGAAGUACACAUGGGCGUUUCAGCGAUACAGGAACAAGCAUUGCCAGUCGCUAGCUUUCUUUGAACUAUUUUUAAGAAGGAAAAUAAUCUAUAUUCCCCGCUAUCGAUUUAUUUCUUAUCGUUUCAGUAUCAUGAAGUUUCUAUGCCAUAACGAUCAAUCAAUCGAUAUGAUGACUGAGCAUUCUUCAGGAUUAAAUAGUAUCACUUUAAUCAUCGCCUAUGUAAGGCAACAAAGAAAAACGAAAACAGUUGCAGCCAAUAGUUAUUUAUUCACGGUCUUUUGGAAAUCAUCCGCUUCACGCGUGAUUCUUUACUGACCCGUAAUGUCCUCUGCAUUCCUCCAAAUCCGGAGCGGAUCUGAGAAAUCAAGACGUCUUCCCCGACUGGCGCGGGGUCCUAUAAAUAAUUGUCCAUAGCUGCGAAAUGAGAGUGUAUAUAGCGAACUAAUGAAGAGCUAAAUUGAUACAAUUAACUGCCAAAUUCUAAAAUCCCUCAAAAGUUCUUUAUCAAAACACCAUGUGUUUUUCAUUGUCUAUGGUGUCAUUCUAAUUUAUACAGUGCCUGAUUGUACCAUAAUUAGACUCUGAGUUAGGCCUCCUUGAAAGUUUUAUUCGCGCUCAGGAAAGCGGCUUGUAUUUGUGUAAGGGCUUAGCUUCCUUGAAAUUUAAUUUAUUUGGUCUGAGUAUCUGGGUGGUAUUUACUUUGUAUUUUGUGAAGAUGAUACUCAAAAUCCUUGUUAUGACAUAUGAAGAGUCAAGUGGGUUGUCGGUUUGGGAAUUUGUUUCAAAAAACGAUGUGUGAUUUAUAUAUUUCAUUUCAUAAUAAUAUGAAAAUGUUUGAGGCAAAACUUGAAAGAAUAAAAUUCUUAAAAGUCAA